CGGUUUCGACGAUUUCAAAAUCAUUUUGAAGUUAUCCUUCUCACUUAGAACAUAACAAUGACCGAAAUAAUUAAGAUUGCAAGCAUCGCCUUCUUGGCCUUUUGCUGUCUAGUUCAGGCGAACUACGUGCCCGGUGUUUCCUAUAUAGAGAAUGUGGAACUGGCCUACGACAAUGUGACGGACAUUUGGCGUUGCGACCAACUCGUUUGUCCUCCCGGCACACUCGGCUGUAAGAUCAUAAAACGCAACAAUCCCAACAAAGCAGACGAAUUGAUUUGUAACAAUAUUUGUUACGACAAGCUGGGCGCGAAUUUGCUGAAGUUCACACAUACCGAGUCCAUGGUGCAAGCGCAGACGAUUGAUAUUUAUGUAAACUCUUAUGUGGACGGCGACAUAUGGCAGUGGAGCGUGGGUUACAGUUUGUCGUGGCAAGGCCUAAAUGCCACUAUCGCACCCCAAGAUUGGCCGCGCGUACAGGAAAGUAUGAGAUCUCUUAUAAAGGCGUUUGACGACUCAUAUGGCGCUUCGCAGCGAGUAAUCCGCACAUUUAAGGGCGCUCAUUAAGAAACUUAUUUUCAGUUUAUUUUUACUUUACGAAAAUAAAUAUAAUUUCACGCAGCAUAAA
Molecule: messenger RNA, 625 nt
Organism: Bactrocera dorsalis (oriental fruit fly)
Lineage: Eukaryota; Metazoa; Arthropoda; Insecta; Diptera; Tephritidae
Exons: 2
Coding region: 58-564 (168 amino acids)
Source: RefSeq, a predicted model, not a curated record